Messenger RNA from Acanthosepion pharaonis, 1260 nucleotides. Lineage: Eukaryota; Metazoa; Mollusca; Cephalopoda; Sepiida; Sepiidae. The record is from the annotation of a GenBank genome assembly.
AUGUUUUCUCAAACAUCCCUUUACUCGCUUCAACUCUUCUACACAAGACACUUCAGUCACUUACAAAUCUAUACACAAAGGAAAUUUUCAUUAACAAACACAACUAUCUCUCUCAGCAAAAAGUCAAUAUCUAUCUAUCUAUCUAUCUAUCUAUUUUUCUAUUUUUUUUUUUUAAUCGGAAGCAAGCAUAAAUGGCGGUUUACAUUUUCUAUCUAUCUAUCUAUCUAUCUAUCUAUCUAUCUAUCUAUCUAUCUCUCAUAUGAUGUUUGUAAACAUUCAGUUGAUAACUAUCUAUCUAUCUAUCUAUUCUCUGGUUUCGCAUUUGUCAGUCUGAGUUUUCCUAUCUACCUAUCUCGCUCAGAUUUUAUAUUUGUCUGUCUCAGUUUUCAUAUCUAUCUAUCUAUCUAUCUAUCUAUCUAUCUAUCUAUCUAUCUAUCUAUGUCAGUCUAUUCAUAUCUAUCUAUCUAUCUAUGUCAGUCUAUUCAUAUCUAUCUAUCUAUCUAUCUAUCUAUCUAUCUAUCUAUCUAUCUAUCUAUCUCAUGUCAUCUAUCUAUCUAUCUAUCUAUCUAUCUAUCUAUCUAUCUAUCUAUCUAUCUAUCUAUGUCAGUCUAUUCAUAUCUAUCUAUCUAUGUCAGUCUAUUCAUAUCUAUCUAUCUAUCUAUCUAUCUAUCUAUCUAUCUAUCUAUCUAUCUAUCUAUCUAUGUCAGUCUAUUCAUAUCUAUCUAUCUAUCUAUCUAUCUAUCUAUCUAUCUAUCUAUCUAUCUAUCUAUGUCAGUCUGUUCAUAUCGAGCUAGCUAUCUCAGUUUUCAUAUUUGUCUAAGUCUUCAUAUCUAUCUAUCUAUCUAUCUAUCUAUCUAUCUAUCUAUCUAUCUAUCUCAGUCAUUUCAAGUAUCUAUCUAUGUAUCUAUGUCAGUCUGUUCAUAUCUAUCUCAUUUUUCAUAUUUCUCUAUCUGUCUCAGUCUUUACAUCUAUAUUUGCCUGUUUCGGUCUUCAUAUCUAUCUAUCUAUCUAUCUAUCUAUCUAUCUAUCUAUCUAUCUAUCUAUCUAUCUCAGUUUUCAUAUUUGUCUAUCUAUCUAUCUAUCUAUCUAUCUAUCUAUCUAUCUAUCUAUCUAUCUAUCUAUGUUAUUCUUCACAAAUACGCAUUCGUACGCAUGCGCGUAACUAUCCCCGCACGCAUAUAUUUCUCUCUGUAUCUAUUUGAAUCAAAUCAUCCAUUUAUCUUUUUCUAUUUCUUUUCGUCUGAAGACAAAGUCGUAUGA